Molecule: messenger RNA, 1509 nt
Organism: Paraphaeosphaeria sporulosa
Lineage: Eukaryota; Fungi; Ascomycota; Dothideomycetes; Pleosporales; Didymosphaeriaceae
Product: putative carboxylesterase
Exons: 5
Coding region: 1-1509 (502 amino acids)
Molecular function (GO): hydrolase activity
Source: RefSeq, a predicted model, not a curated record
AUGUCAAUCCUAUCUACAUCUUUUGGCUCCUUCAAAGGAAAACAUGCAGACGGCGUGAUCCAGUAUCUGGGCAUCCCGUAUGCUACUUUGAAGGACCAGCUCAGUUGUCCGGAGAUUGUGGAUGCCUAUGAGGAACUCGUCAAUGCUACCGAUUAUGGUCCGCGUGCUCCCGCCCUCGACGCCUCCAUCUUCGAGCAACAAUUCCUCAUCCAGGCCGUUAUCGACGUAACACCUUCGCCCAGGAUGUCGGGUACCGAGUGUCUGAAUCUCAACAUCACGGUUCCGUCCUCAAUCGGCCCGGCAAAAACACGAAAGCUCCCAGUCAUGGUGUUCAUUCAUGGUGGUGGAUACAUGAUGGGCAGCAAUUAUGCGCCGUACUUCGACCCCAGUCGCUUGGUAGCACUGUCCGUUGAGCUGGGAACGCCCGUGAUUGUUGUUAGCAUCAACUACCGCUUAGCCGUCCUAGGUAAUAUUACUUCCUCGGAACUCAGAUCCGCCGGAUAUCCGGGAAACAACGCACUGCGAGACCAGAAGUGCGCCUUCCAAUGGGUGAAGUCGCACAUUGAAGCGUUCGGAGGCGAUGCGGAAAACGUUACUGCUUUUGGGGUUAGCGCUGGCUCAGUCGCGGUUCUGACGCAGCUUUUCUCGACGGAGCCACUUUUCAAGCGUGCCAUUGCCAUGAGCGGAACUCCGAUGAUGCUCAAGCCACUGUCUGCUUCCACGGCAGAGGCGACAUAUCAGUGCAUUAUCAGAGCUCUGGGACUCCAAACCGCGACUGUAGCACAACGCAUUCAGCGCCUUCUCACGAUCUUGCCGGAGGAGCUGGUGGAAAAGACGCCGAUGACCGCGAAAGUUGCACCAUUUUUGGAUGGAGAUAUCCUGCCUGAAGCUAUCACUUUCGAAAAACUUACUGGCGGGAUAGAUUCUCCGGGUACGAUUUGGUGCGAAGAACUGAUGAUAGGGGACUGUCAGCAUGAUGUGCGCCUUUUGGGCGCUGAUUCAGCUACCGCCGUACUAGAAGCAUACGGCAUCACAUCCAGUAUAUCGGACGACGUCGCACUGCAGCGUGCCAUUGAUCUCGCAACAGACAUCUUAUACACCGCUCCCACCCGUGAUUACGCAUGUGCUUGGCCUGGGAAGAAAUAUGUGUACCAUUUCAACGAAGGGAAUCCGUGGGAGGGACAGUUCAAAGGAAUGGCGACGCAUAUGCUCGAUGCGGCUUUCCUGUUCCAAAACUACGAUGAAAAGAUGGGAGUGCCGGGGAGGGAUGUUGCGAGGGCUUUGGCGAAGGGUUUUAUAGCUUUUGCAAACGGAAACAUGCCAUGGCACCAAUUCAAUGGCGUCACUCCGAAUGUGAAGGUUUUUGGAGGUGGGGAGGUGGAGCGUACGGUUGGGCGCACUGGGUGGGAUGAUGAUAGGAGGAACACGUUAUUCAGGCUUGCAGAAGAGGGAAAAGUGAACUUAGAUCGACUGAGUGCCGCGUGGGACGACUUCCUUGCCGGGAAGUAG